Molecule: messenger RNA, 4320 nt
Organism: Closterium sp. NIES-65
Lineage: Eukaryota; Viridiplantae; Streptophyta; Zygnematophyceae; Desmidiales; Closteriaceae
Source: the annotation of a GenBank genome assembly
AUGUGCAGCCUCGGUGCGCUUCCAGGAACGCACUGCAGCGUCAUUGCCAUCCUAUACCCUGGAGAUCUGUUGAAGGCUGAGGGACAGGUGUGCAGGACCUCAAUCCGGCACAUCGACCCGCAGACCGGUAAAGGGUAUCACCGCGACGAGGCCGCCCGCGUGCUAAAGUUCUUCCGCACGGCUGUCCUGGCCGAGCUGGGGCGUCCCAGUAGGAUGUGGGACUGGGCGCCGCCAUCACAAGCAGUGGUGGAGGUCAGGCUGGCCGACUGCGACCACCCUAUCCGCGAUGUGAGUUGCAAGGGGGGGGGGUGCCCGUUUCUGAACGCUCCGCUCAUCAUGUUCCGUGCUUGUAUGCAGAAAGUGCCGGGCACAGUGUCGGACGGGCAUGUCGGUGCCGGCGUGCUUUCCGCGACGUCGUUCGGGUGGGUAGCAAAACAGAUCGACCAUCUGACAGGCGAGAAGGGUCGUCGUGGGGUGAGCAUCGAGAGCAUCGGGAUGAAGAUGCUGAAGGCUUUGCGCGACAGCAUGGUUGAGUACGUCGGCAAGGUCAUUGCCGUGAAACGCACCGCGACGCCGACUUCUCAAGCCGCCGGACCCGCCGACAAUGCCAUAGAUGACGACGUCGCGGAAGGACAGAAAGCGCCCCAAGGUGCAGUUGCCGCCCAGCAUCAUGGGAACGCGAGGGUGCAUGGGGAAGGUGGAAACGGUGGAGGAGGCAACGCAGAGGCAGGUGCAGGAAGGUCGGAAACGGAGAAGUCGGAGUCGUCGUCGGAGUCGGAGUCGGAGUCGGAGUCGGAGGAGGAAGACGAGGCGGUGAAGCGUAAGGACGAGGAGGAGUAUGAGGAGGAGGAGGAGAAUAAGGACGAGAAUGGUGAGAAGUGGGAGGGAGGGAAGGAUGAGGAGGGGGGGGAUGAAGAGGUGGAGUUCGUGGUGGAGUAUGUAGAGGGUACGGUUGAGGCGGGAGCGGCGGAAGAGGCGGUGGGGUCGGCAGAUCAGGGGAAUGAGGAAGAGAAGGAUGACGGCGCGGGAAAUGCUACGAGGUCGGCAGAUGUGGGGAAGGAGAAGGGCGAGGUCGGCGUGGAGGCACCCGGAAAUGGCCAGGAUGAGGCGGCCUGCGAAGGAGGUGGGAAGGUGUCGGUCGACGCCGGCGAAGGGCCGAACAACACGGGCGAGCAGGAGGCCGGGGAAGCACCUGGUCGGCAGGGCCCAGAACUGGACGACGUCGAGGUUCUGCGACGGGAAAACUGGUUGUUGCGGGCGGAGAACGCUCGGCUGGCGUCGUUGCUCGAUGCGGAGCGGUCCCGGCUGGACAGUUUUUUUGUUGGGGUCAGUCGACUCGUCGACCACGUUAAAGGGUUGGCCGAGCAGGUCGACGACACCGACAAGUAUGCCGUGGAACAGCUGCGAAACGCGACGGAGGCCAUGUCGAAGACCAUCACGGGCAACAUCUCCGGCAGCUUUGACGAAGCGUGGAAGUCGAUGAAGACUUUCGCGGAACAUGCGACGGAGUGGUUGGAGGACUUCGACAAUCCGGAGGGUCGUGUCGCGUAUGCACGAGCGUUAGCGGUCACCUCCUUGGCCGAACACGUGGAUUCGGUGGUGGGCGAUGCGAAGAAGGGGUUGGAAGAGUACAUCUCGAACCACCUUGCCUCCGCGCAGGUCAACAUCGCCACCGCUUUGACCGCCAGGCUCGCUGUGUCGCCGCCGCCACCGCCUCAUCCCACGCCGCCCGCCAUCCCAGAAGAGUUUUUGAAGUCGUUCAAGGCCGACAUCCUGAAGGCGGUGACGGAGGCCACCCAGCAGUCUUUUGUUGCUUCCGGGAUGAAGAUCAUGACAGAGAUGAUCGGCACUGUAGCGCCUGGUCGGCGUGGGUCGUCGCCUUCGGCCAAUGACGCCGAUAACGCGCAAAGAAAAACGGCCGAGAAGCAGGGCCAUAAGAGGACCGGCGACGGAGACGACAAGGGGAGCUCGAAGCGGAGCAAGGGAGCGGACGGUAGUUUCGGGUCGAAGCCUGCGCAAAAAAGCGUGGUCGACCAGCUGAAGACGAAGGCGGGGUGGAAGGUGGUAAGGACGUCGCACAGCAAGGGAGGCGGAAGCGGGGGAGCAGAGGGUGGCCCUGCCGACGGGGUUGCCGCCAACCAAGCUGCUCCGACUGGCCCGCCUUUGGUCGCCGAGCAGACCCAUCCUCAGGCGAGCGGUGGGAAAGGCGUUACCGGCAAGGAGGUGCCAACUGCUCAGGCGGCGAAUGAUGGUGACUCCGGAACCACCAAGGGACCACCCGUCGCGGCGUCGGCCAAGCCUGCUUCUGCUACGGUUGCCGACACCACCAAGUUGAGUCCCCGUAACCCCCUUGCGACUACCAGCGCGCCUGCCGGCCAGUCAGGUGCGAACAAAGAUGGCGAGGCUGCUCCAGCUCCAGCAGCCCCGACUGCCGCCAAGGUUGUCGCGAAGGUUGCUUCGGCUAAGGGUGAUGCCAUGGCAUCAGCUAAGGCCCCCCCCGGUGCUACCGCACUCAGAGAGAUGCUCCGCCGCAUGGAGGCACAUAGCAGGGACGUGCAGCAGCAUCCCGUGGUCGACGCCGGCCUUCCUGGAACAGCACGCCGCUCCGUCACUACGCAGGUUGCCGGCAAGUCGUCCGGUGCCCCACCUGCCGCGCCUCCGGUGGCCGCCCCACCGCCUGCGGACCCCAAGUCCGAUUUUCUUCGCGCCCAUUUAGGCGCACGCAAAGCAACUGCUCCGUCAGUGACCCUGCCGGAACUCGGCAAAAGCGCGACGCCGAUGUCGGUAAACGCAACCGCACCCACACCAGGUGCAUCUGUGGUCGAUGUGGCGGCGGAGAAGGGAGUGAGUGCAGCGCUCGCCACCGGCGGCCGCGCAGACAAGCAUGCCGACCUCGCGGUCGUCAUGGCCCAUUUUGAGGCAGCAAAGCGCCCCGAGCACGCCCCUGUUAUGGCCAUCAUGGACACGGCGCAUGUGGUGCCGUCGGCAACCCACGGAGGGGGUUCGACGGAGCAGACGGCCGCAACGGCUGCUGUCGCCGAGAUAAAUGCUGGACGGAAGGAAAAGGACGACAACGGGAAAGGGAAGGCGGUCUCUCAGAGGAGCACGCGGGCGAUGACUGCGGGGAAGUUGACGUCGGAAGAGAAAGGAAAGAAGGCGGAAGGGGAGAAGGACAAGACGGGCGGCAAGGGUAAGCCGGCGAAGAAGGAGGAGAAGGCGGAGGAGGAGGACGAGGAGGGCGGCGAGGGAGAUAAAGAGCAUGGACGCAGGGGUCAUGGCAUCCGCCGAGACAAGGCUGGCGACGGGCAAGGGUGGGUGGGCGAAAUUAAGGUACACGGACAGAAUCGGUACAUCGGCAAGUCGAGGGAGAAGAUGGAGCUGGCCUACGAGCACGCGAUUGCGUUCGUCGUCUACGACGGCUACGUGAGCAAGGUGCUCAUGAAGGAGCUCACCGUCUUGAACCCGGGGGAGUUGGAUAAAUGGAAGGAGGUGUGGGCGAUGGUGAAGUUGUUGCCCACUGGGAUGUGGACCGUGAUGUGGGCCAGAGGCUUGUGCCAUCCGAGAGCAAGGUUCGACGAUAUACUCGGCAGGUACCGUGGGUACGCGAGUUCGGGUGUUGCGCUUCAUGACGUGCUCUGGCCGGCGAUCUGGUUCCCCAUCAUCGAGGACACGGAGGAAGGCAAGGAAGAGACGACCGCUCUCUUGUCGGCGAUGGUAAAUCGCGUGUCGAUGUGCGCGGCGUAUGGGAAGGUCGCGGCGAGCGCGGCGUUUGGGAAGGUCGAUGCGAGCGUGGAGGGGAAGGCGGACGAGAAGGUGGAGAUGGGGGCCCAGGCGUUAGCGGCAUCGGCAUGCGCCAUCUGGUGCUUCUUGGAGACGGGGGCGUCGGUGCUCGGUGCUGUGGGCGAAGGGAAGGCGGCGGCGAUGGUGGCAGGUGCGGGGGAGGCGAGGGCCAAUGACUUCAAGGAGGUGAUGCACGCGGUGAUCGACAUAGCACGCAGCAGGCAGGCUCCCGCUGGGAAGGUUGCACAUAACGUCGCGCCAUCGGUGCAGAGCCAGGCAGUUGCCAGGGCCUUCGCGAAGGGAGUUGAGGAAGUCGAGGCCGACAUGAUCGCAAGAGCGACGGUCGAGACCUUGGCGUUCUGGGGAAUGUGCCCCGUCGCCGGGCCCAUGCUCAAAGCGCAGGGCAUCGAUGUGCCGUGUGACGCGAGGAUGGAGUACGAUAUGGAUCACAGGGGUAGGAAGGGGGAGAAGGUCAAGCAAAGCAAGGGCAGCAGCAAGAGGAAGAAGAGCAAGCAGGGCAUGGGCAGUACGGAUGCGUAG